GUAAUCAACACCUCCGCAAACCAGUUGACCACAAUUUAUCAAGUCGGUCAACGCCUUAAUGACCACUCAAGACUCAAGCAAGCUAUCAAAAGCUAGCGAGCCUCCACUCGGACUCUCGCCGAUAAUCUUAGGAGGAGCCACGUUUUCCAACAUCUACAACUCUGAUGAUGACCUGAAACGAAACACGCCUGAGUCGACCCUGUUAUUUGCACUUCGAAAUGGAAUCAAUGCCGUGGACACCGCACCGUACUACGGAAACAGCCAAUCAAUCAUUGGCCAGAUCAUUUCGAAGCCCGAAUUUAGGGCUGAAUUUCCACGAAGCUCUUAUCAUCUUUUGACCAAGUGCGGAAGAUAUGGCCCGAAAGAUUUUGAUUACUCGCCCGAACGAAUCAUCCGCUCGGUCAAAGAAAGCUGCGCCUUGCUGGGGACCGAUUAUUUGGAUGCGGUGUACCUUCAUGAUGUCGAGUACGUGGCAGAAGAUCCGGAUGGCUUCAACAAAGGCGGCCCUAGUCGAAUAUCCUCCGAUGGUCAAAGCACUGGUCAACUCGAUCCCGCACCCAAGACUGAGAAAUAUGCCCAGAGCUACGGCCCCGGAGACGACACAGUUGUGCUUGCAGCCAAGACUUUGUUCCAGCUUAAGCAGGAAGGUUUGAUACGUAGGGUAGGGAUUAGUGGUUACCCGCUUGGAACGUUAUUGCGAAUGUCACACCUGAUCGUUACGCAACUGGACUGUCCGUUGGAUCUAGUCAUGUCGUAUGCGUGUCUAACUCUCCAAAACAGUGCUCUAAGCAGCUAUCUUCCUUACUUCCAAGCUGCUGGGGUCGUUCAAAUCAUCUCAGCCUCCCCACUUGGUAAUGGUUUACUGACCACCCGAGGCCCUCCGGAUUGGCAGCCAGCUCCCGAAGCUCUCCGCCUAGUGAUCAAGGAGGUCGCCAAAUCUAUUCAAACGACCCAUCAUCUGUCCAUCGAACGCAUCUCCCUUCUCUACUCCAUGUACUUCCCCCACACCGUGAUCGGAUUCUCGUCUGUUGACGAAGUCAAAGCGGCCUUAGAGGUUCUUGGAGAAAUCCAGAACCCAAAGGACGCUUCAAGUAUCUCCUCAGCUCAGGCUGCAGUACAAGAUGCAUUGAAAAGCUCUGGAUAUUUGAAUUGGUCUUGGCCUUCGCCAUCCGACUAGCUCUGGAGUCGAUCUCGGUCUUUAGUGAUUCAUGAUACAUUAUACAGACAUUCCGGAUUUACCCUCGCAUCAGUUCAAUGGGUAGCAUCCAGUGAAGUUUUCGGAUACAUCCAAUAAAAAUCUUCAUUCAUUUGGACUAAAUUU
Messenger RNA from Puccinia graminis f. sp. tritici CRL 75-36-700-3, 1321 nucleotides. RefSeq lists its product as uncharacterized. NCBI's taxonomy places the organism in Eukaryota, Fungi, Basidiomycota, Pucciniomycetes, Pucciniales, Pucciniaceae. Gene Ontology annotation, molecular function: D-arabinose 1-dehydrogenase [NAD(P)+] activity. Gene Ontology annotation, cellular component: cytosol. The transcript has 7 exons. Bases 59 to 1177 code for a protein of 372 amino acids. Gene Ontology annotation, biological process: dehydro-D-arabinono-1,4-lactone biosynthetic process. The record is from RefSeq and is a predicted model, not a curated record.